Molecule: messenger RNA, 994 nt
Organism: Manduca sexta (tobacco hornworm)
Lineage: Eukaryota; Metazoa; Arthropoda; Insecta; Lepidoptera; Sphingidae
Exons: 7
Coding region: 56-937 (293 amino acids)
Source: RefSeq, a predicted model, not a curated record
UCAGAACGAUCAAUUGGUAUCUUCUGCCGGCAUCUCGACACACGAAGAAGUCAACAUGGGCAAAAUUAUCGUCUUACUGGGCCUAGCCUUAAUGGCUUGUGGUGUUUUAGGAGAGCCAGCAAUUGUCGUGAAAUUCGGCAGAGGACCUGCGAUCGGCACCUCAUAUUAUUUCACGAUGCCGCUCACGCUCAGUUCGGCUAUUGAUGAUUACGGUUGGAUAGAGUAUGAGUCGCCGGUAUCAGUCCUCCCAAAUAUCCGUUUGUACUGCGCGCCCGAAGGUGUCUGGGUGUGCAUCUUCUACGAGGACAAUGGCUUGCCUGCUGGUCUACAAAUUGCCGCAGAGAAGAGCAAAUUCAACGGCAAGGUGCUGGACUGGGACAUACAAGGCUACACAAGCUGGAGUGUGGAAGUGCAGGGCGUCGUGAGGGAGUACUGGACCACACAGCAAUACUACAUGUCUAAGGAACUCCUGGAACUGAGCUGCGAGGACAGACUGGCAGCGUACGACACAACAGAUCUAUUGAAAGGAGCGCUGUGGGUGUCUGGAUUUAACAGAGAGUUGCGCGAAAUUCCCAAAACAGGCAAAGGAAUGUUGGCGGACGGUUUCUACCUUCACAACUGUAUCCCUGGAAUGGGCUACCAUUACUAUUACAACAUGACUGAGGAGCUUGUAUGCGGAUCCGACACGUUGGUGCCAUGGGCGCCGAUGACAAGAGAUGACAAAGUAAUCGGUGUCGUCUUGAACAUGAUUGGUAAAAUCAAAUUGGAUGCCGGAGAGAAAAAUUAUUAUGAAGACCCUACUGUUGCUGCUAUCCGUAGCAUCGUGAGUACAGGUCCCCAGUGCCUUUACGACGCAGCCACCACCCCUGGACUCACCACCAUGCACGUCUUCUAUGUGACAAAACCUAAUCUGAUCACUUGCCCUAAGAAAGUGUAAAAGAAAUCAGUUGAUUGUUUUAUAAUUUAUAUAAUGUUAUUAUACUUUUAGUUGUUA